AUGAAUAUGGAUUUUGGCAACCAAAGAGUCGCUAGGAAGCGUGAGGUCCGAACCCGAGCUCCGACAGCCUGUCAGACCUGUCGGCUGCGCAAAACUCGAUGUGACAAUACCAGGCCGAUCUGUAGCUACUGCGCCGUGCAGGGGGUGGAGUGCAACUAUCCCGAAACCUCACCACAGAAUAACCAACUCGGGUUUGACCCUGUUAACCCGUCAAACCAAGAGGUACUCCAACGAUUGAAUCAUAUCGCCGGUUUGCUAGAGGAUAUCAAAACUUCCGAAGGCUCCACAUCCUCCAGUCGAUCACUCAGUUCACUCAAAGAAGGAUUCUUUGAGUUAGCCGUGCAGAAUACUAGCCCUGUGGCUGAUUCAUUGCCGGGGACUAAUCCACCUAGCAGUAGUACUGCUAGUAUCGAUGAUCGGGGAACCGAUCACGAUCCCCGAAUCCUUUACAUGGCUAGCUCCGGGGAGAAUAUGCUUCGAUGGCCUAUUUUCAACAAGGUCAUCACCGAAGCCGAAAAGCAUAUUCGAUCCUUUCUACUCGAUUCACUGGAUAGUCAACCCCGUAGUAUGCAAGCACCCCGGCAGGUGGGUAUCGGAAACUUUGUCGAUGAGAUUCCUAGACUUUGCAGGAAGUACUUCCUACUAUGUCACCGAAGAAACCCGAUAGUCGACCUAGACAAUCUAGACCGCUAUGCCAAGGAAGUCACCGUCCAGGGUCUUGGAUGGGAUGGCCCCUCGUGUCAAGUGCUGUUAGCGUGUGCUUUAGCUUCAUGCACAUCAUCGAAAUUUGUUCCACUGGCAGAGGAUAUGCCAGCGAAUCUCGAUGGACUCCAAGCACCACCCUUGUCAGACGCCAAUCUCGACUUGGCUGAGACAUAUUUCCACGCUGCAAAGCAGAGAUUUGGCUUCUUGCACACGUCUCCAACGGAUAUUCAAUGUUUUCUUCUUGCUGGAAGCUAUCACAGACAUGCCAUCCGUCCUCUACAAGCUUGGUUCUGUUACCAGCAGGCAUCUUGCAGAUUAGAAGUUCGUUUGCGGUCACUGUGUAGAGAGCGAUGGACGGCUGAUGACAACUACCAUAACCUGGAGUCGAGACUAUACUGGUCCUGUAUCCAGGCAGAACAUGAGAUGCAGAGCGAGCUCCCUCUGUGGAAUAGUGGACUUGAAAGCAUGGGCUAUUCAGAUCCAUUCCCCAAAUUUCCUAGCAGAAAUUCUUCUUCAUAUGACCAUAUGGAUGAAGACCAAGACUUCACAAUCAGGCCAGGGCUUGAACUGGAUGGGACGGAAGAAGAGAGAGGCUGGAAAUUCUACAUCGGAUCUAUCUGUAACCGUCGGACCACCAAUGAAAUAGUGUCUGACAUGUGGCGUCAAGGGGAGAAGGGCUGGACCAAAGAUAUCCCCCAUCUCCUAAGAAAGACAUUAUCAGCGGAGAAUGUUGUAACAUCAUGGUACCAAAUCUCACUAGCUGGGAUUCAGUCCACAAAAGACAACCCAGAUCUGAGGUUUUUUUUCCGCGGCCGGUAUCACAUGGCACUGGAGAGGAUCUACCGACCAGCGUUCUACCUCGCGAUGCACUACAAAGGGAUGCCAACCUUUAUCAAAAACAACCAUCAAGUAUGGGUAGAAGUGUUCGACCUGGCCCAAAAAGCCAUUGACAACUGUGUCAUCCUGAUCCCAAGCUACUGGUAUCAAUUCCGACACGAGUGGAUCUGGAACGUGGUGCGUGCCAGCUUCGCCUGUGCUGUGCAUAUCCUUGGGGCUGUCUUGUAUCAAGUUGAGGCAUCAAGGGAUCCUGGUACGUGGCAGAACUUUUUCCUCCCUUUCGACCUUCGACCUUCCACCUUUUCCAACCUCAACUCUCUCACAAUGGAAGAAUAUAAACCCCCAGCUCUUCCUUCUCCCUUCAAUAAUACUACACCACCACCAAUUCUCCUCACCCAAGGUGCCGAAGCCCAUCUCUACAAAACAACCUCCCUCAACCCCUCCAUCCCCGCCGCCCUCAAGAUCCGCCCAUCAAAACCCUACCGCCACCCAAUUCUCGACCGUCGACUCACCCGCCAACGGAUAACUUCAGAAGCGCGAUGCCUGGCAAAACUUAUACGGGAGGGCGUGAGCGUUCCAGCCCUACUAGCCCUGGAUUGGGAGGGCCACGGCGGCGAAGAAGGCGGGUGGGGCGGCGCCUGGCUAAUGAUGGAGUGGAUUGAUGGGCCUGUGAUCCGAGUAAUUCUCGAGCAGUGGGAAGCAUGGAUGAAACAGAAUGCAGGAUCUCUGGAUCAAUCGCAGAUCGAAAACGAAGAGACGCGCGUGCGCGGCUUACUGAGGAAAAUGGGCGCUGCCAUCGGUAUCCUGCACAAGGCUGGUGUUGUGCACGGAGACUUGACGACGAGUAAUCUCAUGCUGCGACCGUUUGCAGAUGCAAGUGCUGCUGUUGAUGGCACUGGCUCGCCCUCUAUGGAGGGAGAUGUUGUGCUGAUUGAUUUCGGUCUUGCGUCGCAGAGUAAUCAGGAUGAGGACCGGGCGGUGGAUUUGUAUGUGCUGGAGCGGGCGAUUGGGAGCACGCAUCCGCGCUCGGAACCUAUGUUCGAGGAGUUGAUUACGGGCUACCGGGGUAGUUACAAGGGGGCUGUUUCUGCGCUGAAGAGGCUUGAGGAUGUGCGCUUAAGAGGGCGGAAGAGGAGCAUGCUUGGUUAA
Molecule: messenger RNA, 2691 nt
Organism: Penicillium griseofulvum
Lineage: Eukaryota; Fungi; Ascomycota; Eurotiomycetes; Eurotiales; Aspergillaceae
Gene: bud32
Product: serine/threonine protein kinase BUD32
Exons: 6
Coding region: 1-2691 (896 amino acids)
Biological process (GO): regulation of DNA-templated transcription; protein phosphorylation
Molecular function (GO): zinc ion binding; DNA-binding transcription factor activity, RNA polymerase II-specific; protein serine/threonine kinase activity
Source: RefSeq, a predicted model, not a curated record